UGGCCACGUGUAGUAAGUUAAAAUUUAGACUAAUGAAAUUAAGUAGAGGCUUGCUAAACACAUUAGCCAUUUCUGAAUUCACUUGUGUUUUAAAAAUGAAUUAAUUCUCCUAAAAUGCUCAUUUCACUCAGCAGACUAAUAAUGCAGAAGCACCGAAAUUCAUUAGAGACUACAGGUUUGGGGGGACGUAACUCGCACCUGUAAAAAGUACAUUCAUUUAUUUGCGCAACCUAAACUUCAGGGUUCAUUUAACAGUUUUAGGUUCAGUUUUCAUUCUUCUGUGAUCUCUCUGCAUGCACUUAUGAGCGUUGUCUCAAAGAUAAGAUAAACGGUUUGAUAUAAUGACAGACAGAGAUGGGGGGGAAAAAGUCCAAACCGCUCUGCUGCUUUCCCCCUCCUCUGUUGUCUUUCACACAUAUGACAGAAAACUAGAAAACAGCCUCCACACUCCUCUUUCCAUCAAUUAUAUCCUGUUAUUUUUGUCCCUCCUUAACCCACUCGCCCCGUUCUCCAGUAUUACCUGAUCACGCGUAGCUUUUAGGUAUGCAAUAUUGAUUUAAAAAUGAACAUUUCAUGCAACAAAGCUGGCAUUUUAAGUCCUAAAUCCCUCCUACUCUCUGUUCCUGAAUAUAAAAAUGUGUACAAAGUAGACUUUUAAUGACAAAAGCUAAAAAAGAAGGGCAGUGAGAGUGAAAAAUCUACAUUUCUCUGGUCCACAAAUCCAUCUUCUCUCGCCAUAUUGUCUUACACCUUUUGUUCUUUCACCCACAUUAUGCUAAUGGUGAGGUUUGUGUAGGUGAUUUCUGCAGGUACGUUCAUACUGUACUCACCACUGAAUUAACAUCACCCUCAUCAGCCAGACUGCCAAACCUUUAACCUAUGUGGGGGCCGUCCUGAUUCACGGUCUCUCAAAGUUUAAUGCCUCUGACCGAAAUAUGACGUACAGAGACAGAGUGGGUGGACCUGUAGUAGACCAGUCAUUCAAAAUAAAAAUGUAUGAUUAUGGUGAACUGCUGUCAUUUAAGAAUUAACAGUUAAAAUAAUGCAAAUAAGCUAGCAUGAGAGCAGAAAGAAAGGAGAGGGAAACACUACGUGUGGGUGGAAAAAGGGGUGUAUAGACAAUGUAUGCGGUAUGGAAACGAUUUUAUAUUGUGGGUAUAGGAGGGAUACACUUGCAGAAAGCGAGCGAGAGAGCGGAGGCGGGGUGUACGGAGGUUUCCCUUGUCCACUUCCUGUUCUCUUGUUGUUUCAUGGUCAACUUCCCGUCACAUGAUUUAAUUUGAGCAACCACAGAUUUACACCGGCGUAAACACAGUUUUCGCCUACAUAAACAUAUGCACAGAAAAACACACACAUAUAUGCAUGCACAAAAUCUCAAUAAAGCAAUCAAGUUAGGCAGUUAACACACCACAUAACUUUAACAAAAACACUACUGUUCAUACACAUACAAAUACUAAAAAAAUACUUGUUCUUAUGACCGACAAACACACACACACUUGACAGGAAGCUUUGCCUCUCACUCGUCAUAUACACUUACACGUACACCCACGCCUUACCUGCCAGUUUGACAACUCUUAUGUUCUUUACGCACAAGUCACUAACCACAACAGAUGUGAAUCUCGAGAUAACAUUCUGAGCCGCAAGCACAAUAAGCCCCAAAAGGUCUCAUAAUCUGCCAACAUCAUUCAAGACAACAUGCUUUCAUCCUGCUGCUUUUGUUAAUUGUAAAAAGUGUUCUAAAGUAAGGUUAGGUUGGAAUCAGCCCUUUUUGAUCUGCCCUCACCAUGAGUUAGACCCUGACUCGACCAAGAGAAGACGGUGAUCUAUGGGAGACUUUUUCAGAUGCGAUGAGCGUCCUUUAACUCGACGGUGCAGCCAUUUGCAACAAGCCACAUGGCUGACCUUACAUCUCCCGAGUCCGAGUCGCUCUCCUUCACUCCCAUGUUCCGACACCAGACAGAAGGUCAAAGGUCAAGCCACAACAUUUACCAGCAAGGUUCUAUAAGUGGGCUCGGCCCGUUUGAGGUCCCGUGUGAAGCCACGGAUGGCACCGGGAACGCUCUGAAUGGAAUAGAUCAAACGGGGAACGCUUCUUACUGGGGGAAUGCAUCCCCUGUGUCCUCUAUGGGACAGAACAGGAACAAGGCACAAGCUGGAGUUUAUGAGACCGACUGGAGUUCUCACUGCCACCAGCAAGAAGCAUUAGAGAGUUUUGAAACAACUGUGCAUCAGCAACAAAAACUGGAUUCAUUCUCCGAGGCAUUUUGCAGUCGUAGCGCCACCCAAAUGCCGGGUGGAGGAGAGCAGAGCGGCUUUAACAGUUCCACACCUCCGUCACAUGCUCUCUCCUUCCCUUUGGUUCUUAGCCCACCGCCAACGCCCCUUCCUGCUCCAUCCUUUUCUCCUCCUAAACGACCUCAACACUUCUUGCCCGGCCAGAUCUUGAGCCAAUCACAGAUCCAAACUCAGACGGAUGGUUCGCUGCAGUUCUUUCCCUCUUUACCUUCGCCCUCCAGGUUCAAUCACCCCAUUUGGCUCCAGCUGCAAGCUGACGACAGCGACGGCCUGGACUUAACGCAGCACCUACCACAAGACUCAAACUCCUCUCUGGUUUAUUCAGAGCACGGAGGGCCUCAUCUGAAACAUAUGAACUCCCUGCAGAAAGGCACAGACUGUUCUCUGCAAAUGCCCCUCAACCCUGUACUGGCUCAACAUCACCAUCACCAGGCCUGCGUGCAACAAGAGAUGGGCCACGAUCCCGGGACAUCCGAAGAUCACACGACGUGGUCUCAGAUGGGGCAGUCAUCUCACUCGUUUGGACCUUCUCUACACCAGUCUAGUCUCCAUGUGCAGGGGUCAGGGUCAGGAGAAGGAACACGAUUCGGUUACGGACUGAACUUCGGUCCUGGGUCCUCAGACAAAUCUCAGGUGUCCUUCAGCACACAGAAUGUUCCCAGUUCCGUCUAUACUGGAGUCCCUUACAACAGUGUGAUCCAGAUGAGUAGAGAGCUAAUGGAGAACUGGGAAGAAACCGCACCUCACUAUAAGCCACCUCCAAUGCUGAACCCAACACGCAGUGGAACGGGACUCUUUUGCAACCUACUGUCUUCCCUAGCUGUGGAAAACAGAGCAUUGUGGACAGACGAGAGGAAAGAUGAUGACUCACAAAGGUGCAUAAAUAUAGGCCCAGACUUCCAAGCUGAACUGCCAGAUCUGAUAACAGGAAGAGAGCAUGAGAUGUGUCCAGAGGAACCAGUCAGAGAGGAGCUGCUAUGGAAACCUUGGGCAGAGUUACAGGAAAAUGACACCCUUUUACAGCAUGUGGAGAAUCUUCUUGACCUGAGUGCCUCCAGUGUUCUACCAGGAGGGGGCGCCAAUCUGGAGCUUGCUCUUCACAGCCUGUCUCACUGCCAGGGAAACAUUCUAGCAGCGCUGGAGAUGCUGUUGUUUAAAAACUCCCCUCCAUCAGAAAACUAUCACUAUUCUGGCAUGGAUAUAUGGAGUUUGAGUGAACAAAUGCUGUUCCAUAAAGCAUUUGCAAUUUAUGGAAAAGAUUUCUCCUUUAUACACAAAAUGGUGAGAACAAAGCAGGUGUCACAGUGUAUUGAAUUCUAUUACAACUCCAAGAGGCUUUCAGAGAAACAAAACAAGCAGAGGGAAAGAGAAAAGGAAAGUUUGGAGGAAGAGAGAAUUGCAGCAGUCAUCAAUCAGGUUGCUCCAGCCCCAAAGGUGUUGGUUAACCAAACCAGUAUUGACCAACUGAUUCAUACCCCACCACUUCCCACAAACUUUCCCUGUAAACAGUGUGGCAAGAUGUUUUAUAAAAUCAAAAGUAGAAAUGCUCACAUGAAGAUCCAUCGGCAGCAGCAAGAGGACUGGAGAGGAAAAUUACCGCUACACCCAAACCAGCACCACAACCUUAACCUGGCCAGAGCACUGGCUCAUCCAAACCAGCAAAUCCUAACCCCGACCCACCAUCAGAAUCACAUCCUGACCCAAAGCUUGAUUCAGAACUUGGUCCAUUCACAGAACCAGUUGGCUUUUCUUCAAGGCACAAAGACUCAGAGUACAUGCCCAACCAGCAAUACAAGUUGCAUGGCUCCGAUCCAGAAUCCACAGAUAGGAACCAAAGCAUCUUCCUUAAAACUCCACACUGGACCUCAGCAGACUUGGGGCUCCCUGCACAGCAUAGACACAGGAGGCCUGUUCUAUAACAGAGGCUCCAUGGUAAAUGGGAUUCAUUUGAGCAUACAGGACAGUGUCAGUAAACCAUGGGAUGAUACCCAGUAACUGACUUGUACAGUUUAACUCUUGAUGACAUAAGAAAUUAAGACAUUACUGCUUUAGUGUUAGGACUCCUUAGAUUCAAAAACCCAGUGUAAAGUUUAAAAAAAAAAAAAAAGAAAAAAAAAAAAAAAA
Molecule: messenger RNA, 4419 nt
Organism: Carassius auratus (goldfish)
Lineage: Eukaryota; Metazoa; Chordata; Actinopteri; Cypriniformes; Cyprinidae
Exons: 12
Coding region: 1894-4290 (798 amino acids)
Biological process (GO): regulation of transcription by RNA polymerase II; negative regulation of DNA-templated transcription
Cellular component (GO): transcription regulator complex; histone deacetylase complex
Molecular function (GO): transcription corepressor activity
Source: RefSeq, a predicted model, not a curated record